AUGGGAAGUGUGCUGUCUUUCGAGGAAAAUAUGACGAAGAGUAUCCUACUGUCCAAUCAAGCCAAGAACAAACAGCCACAAUUGUUAGUUUUCUUUGGUACAUUUGUGGAUACACCUGAAUUGGGAGAGCUGAGGAUUAGAGAAAGAACCUCUAUUGGUGUUCUCGAUGGAAUUAUCAAAUUUAUCAACGUAAAUUCUCUCGAUCCUCUUAAGGAUUGUUUGGAUUACGAUGCUGGCUUAUCACCAGAGGAUGUUACAGUUAUCAAUAUAGUGGGAGAAGACAAAACCGGUCUCAGCAGCUUUUAUUUCCCAGGAUUUAUAGAUACACACAAUCAUGUUUCGCAAUAUCCAAAUGUUGGGAUUUUUGGAAAUUCCACUCUUUUGGAUUGGCUGGAGAAAUAUACAUUUCCUAUAGAAGCCGCACUAGCAAACGAAGAUAUUGCAAGAGAAGUUUAUGACGCAGUGAUAUGCAAAACGCUUUCCAAUGGUAGCACUACCGUGGCUUAUUAUAACACCAUCGACUUCAAAUCUACAAAGCUCUUGGCGCAGAUUAGCUCAGUAUUGGGGCAGCGUGUUUUUGUUGGGAAGGUGUGCAUGGACGCCAAUGGACCGGCAUAUUAUAUUGAAGACACCAAAACUUCCCUCGAGAGCACGGUAAAAGUUGUCAAGUACAUACGGGAAACUCUUUGCGAUUCUCUGGUAAAUCCCAUAGUGACACCAAGGUUUGCGCCCUCUUGUUCAAGAGAAUUGAUGCAAAAAUUAUCCAAACUGGUGAAGGAAGAGGAUAUACAUGUGCAGACACACUUGUCGGAAAAUAAAAAAGAGGUACAGUGGGUUCAGGAAUUGUUUCCCGAAUGUGCAAACUAUACAGAUGUGUACGACAAGUACGGACUGCUCACAGAAAAAACCAUAUUGGCACAUUGUAUUCAUUUAACAGACGCAGAAGCGCAAGUGGUGAAACAGCGGCGCUGUGGCGUCUCUCAUUGUCCCAUCUCCAACUCCUCUUUAACCUCGGGAGAGUGUAGAGUUCGAUGGUUACUGGACCAAGGCAUAAAAGUUGGACUGGGUACUGACGUUUCAGCUGGUCAUUCUUGUAGCAUCCUAGCUUCUGGUAGACAAGCUUUUACAGUUUCAAGGCAUUUAGCAAUGAAGGAGACCGAUCAUGCCAAAUUGUCAGUUCCUGAAUGCCUAUAUCUCGCGACGAUGGGGGGAGCGCAGGUCUUGCACAAGGAGGAUUCCCUGGGGACGUUCGAAGUAGGUAAACAAUUCGACGUUCAAGCUAUCGAUACCAAUGUUCCAGGCUCAAACGUCCAUUUGUUUCGUUGGCAGCUACCAAGGCAAGAGAAAGAGAAAGAACAAGAGAAUGGCCUUUAUAAGAACCCUCCGCUGCUUACUAAAGAAGACAUAAUUGCAAAAUGGUUCUUCAACGGCGAUGAUCGUAACACCACCAAAGUCUGGGUAGCCGGUCGUCUAGUCCACCAGAUUUGA
Messenger RNA from Saccharomyces kudriavzevii IFO 1802, 1488 nucleotides. It is a transcript of the gene GUD1, whose product is annotated as guanine deaminase. The transcript has a single exon. Lineage: Eukaryota; Fungi; Ascomycota; Saccharomycetes; Saccharomycetales; Saccharomycetaceae. Gene Ontology annotation, cellular component: cytosol. Gene Ontology annotation, molecular function: guanine deaminase activity; zinc ion binding. Gene Ontology annotation, biological process: guanine catabolic process. The coding region runs from base 1 to 1488 and encodes 495 amino acids. The record is from RefSeq and is a predicted model, not a curated record.